AAUUUCCUGUUUUAUCUGUGGUUCGAAUUAAGCAUGGCGUCUCAUAGAAUAUUCUGUUAUGGUUGUUUCAUUUUAUUGCAGUCUGUAUAAUGGUUUUAACUAGUAUGGUAAUGGCUAGCAUCCAAGCAGCCAAAGCUGCUUUACGACAAGACAUUCAAAAUAAAGUCUCCACGUUGAGUACGGAAGAAAAGCAACGACAAUCUAAGAUCGUAUUACGCAAGUUGCUUGCUCUUCCCGUUUUUCAAACUAGCCAAAGAGUUUCCGUAUUUUUAAGCACCGAAGACGAGAUCAACACUGAACCUGUGGUACGAAAGAUAUUUGAAGAUGGUAAAACUUGCUUUGUUCCAAGAUACAGCAAAGCUGGCAUGCAAAUGGUACGAUUGUACUCCAUGGACGACUGGGAAAACCUACCUCUUACCAAAUGGAACAUUAAACAACCUGCUUUAAAGGAACAAAGAGAAGAUGCGUUGGAAACGGGUGGUUUGGAUCUUAUAAUUAUUCCGGGUGUGGCAUUUACAAAGGAAGGUUUUCGAAUGGGCCAUGGCGGUGGGUAUUAUGACGCCUUCUUGACCAAAUGUAAGACGAUUCAACAAAAUCCGCCAUCCACCGUGGCUGUGACUUUUAAGGAACAGGUGUUGCCGGACAUUCCCAAAACUGAGAAAGACGUUAAAAUUGAUAUAGUUUUGUAUGCUGAAUAAAUACAUUUUUCUACUCCCUACUCCAAAAUACCGAAUUUCCGAAUGAUCGAGCGCGAGGAACAUUUCAAGCACCUUAGUCACUGGUUUGGAAGCGGUAGAUUUCAGUCAUGGUAUUUUUACGUUUAUCAGCUUAUAGCUAUUAGAAAAUAUUGUGGCCCUACCACAGUUUAUUAAAUGGAUUAGUUAAAAUAUGGACGCUCUAGUACUGUAAAAAUUGGUUGCGCCAUUUUUUUUCUAAACAACGAUUUCCACACACUUAACUCAUUUUUCCACACCAUUUAAAGAGAUCUAGGCAUAUUUUGAGAAAAUACUGCAGUUAACAUUCCACAUUUAAACUUAUUGACUGUCUGUCAGCGGCCACGUUAGUUGUUGAAUUCUUCAAGGAACUGUGGUUGUUUUUUGUGUAUAAACUUUCUCAGACAGGCACAUCAUUUAAAAUGAAA
Messenger RNA from Cylas formicarius (sweet potato weevil), 1141 nucleotides. RefSeq names its product 5-formyltetrahydrofolate cyclo-ligase. Gene Ontology annotation, molecular function: 5-formyltetrahydrofolate cyclo-ligase activity. Gene Ontology annotation, biological process: folic acid-containing compound biosynthetic process; tetrahydrofolate interconversion. Bases 90 to 698 code for a protein of 202 amino acids. The record is from RefSeq and is a predicted model, not a curated record. The transcript is spliced from 5 exons. Lineage: Eukaryota; Metazoa; Arthropoda; Insecta; Coleoptera; Brentidae. Gene Ontology annotation, cellular component: mitochondrion.